Aspergillus mulundensis is the source of this 1698-nucleotide messenger RNA. Its product is annotated as putative MFS peptide transporter. Lineage: Eukaryota; Fungi; Ascomycota; Eurotiomycetes; Eurotiales; Aspergillaceae. Gene Ontology annotation, molecular function: dipeptide transmembrane transporter activity. The transcript is spliced from 6 exons. Gene Ontology annotation, biological process: transmembrane transport; oligopeptide transport. The record is from RefSeq and is a predicted model, not a curated record. Gene Ontology annotation, cellular component: membrane. The coding region runs from base 1 to 1698 and encodes 565 amino acids.
AUGGCAGACAGCACUUCCAGCCACUCCAUCGAGCUUGGUCAACAGGCAAAGGCCCCAACUGUCUCUACCUGCUCGACUAGCCAGGGACGCGAGUAUCCUACUGCGCGUGAGCUGAAGACCCUGCCCCGUGUUGCUGGCAAAGUUCACUGGACUGCGUACACCAUUGCCUUCGUCGAGCUGUGCGAACGAUUCUCCUACCAUGGGACUACUGCCGUCUUCACCAACUUCAUUCAGCAGCCUCUUCCUCCUAACUCGACCACCGGCGCUGGGUUUAGUGGCCAGCCCGGUGCUCUAGGCCAUGGUCAGCGUGCAUCGACUGGUUUGAAUACUUUUAAUACCUUCUGGUGUUACCUGAUGCCAAUCUUUGGAGGAUGGAUCGCAGAUGAGUUCUUAGGUCGUCUCAACACCAUCCAGUUGUCUAUCUUGUUUGCCAUGAUUGGUCACGUCCUUCUCAUUAUUUCUGCCCUCCCUCCGGUUAUUGCUCACCCAGACGGCGCUCUUACUGUUUUUGCCAUCGGUCUCGUCAUCUUCGGUGUUGGUGUCGGAGGAUUCAAAUCCAACAUCGCACCAUUGAUCGCAGAGCAGCACCGGGGUUAUCGUCCAUACCUCAAGACCGAUCCUGUGACCGGCGAACGAUACAUUGUGGACCCAGCACAGACUGUCAGUCGGGUCUUCAUGUACUUCUACUUCAUGAUCAACGUCGGCGCCUUGAUUGGCUCAAUCUCCAUGGUCUACGCGGAGAAAUACAUUGGCUUCUGGCUGUCGUUCCUCCUUCCAACCGCCAUGUUUGCAUUCUGCCCGGUGGUCUUGUUCCUCUGCCGCAACAAGUACGAUACUACGCCCGCGACAGGGUGGAACAACUGCAAAGACGAUGACUUUUGGCGAAAUGUCAAACCAAGCAAUCUCCGUCACCGACCAUCUUGGAUGACCUUCGACGACCAAUGGGUCGACGAAGUCCGUAGGGGCGUCAAAGCAUGCAGCGUCUUUGCAUGGUUCCCACUAUACUGGCUCGCGUACGGCCAAAUGACCGGCAACCUGAUCUCACAAGCCGCAACCAUGCAACUCCACGGCGUUCCCAACGAUAUAAUAAACAACCUUGACCCCCUCGCCCUGAUAAUAUUCAUCCCAAUCAUGGACCAGAUCGUUUACCCGCUUAUUCGCAAAACGGGCUUCCGCUUUACCCCCCUCAAACGGAUCUACGUCGGCUUUAUGGUUGCCUCGGCAUCCAUGAUCGCAGCAACAGUCAUCCAGCACAUUAUCUACGUUCGCAGCCCCUGCCACAACCGCGCCUCUUCCUGCGACAAGCCCGCCAACUUGAGCGUUUGGGUGCAGACAGUCCCAUACGUGCUCAUCGCACUGUCCGAGAUUUUCACCUCAAUCUCCGGCUACGAAUACGCAUACACCAAGGCCCCGAAAAACAUGAAGAGUAUCGUGCAGAGCUUGUACUUAUUCACGAACGCCAUUAGCGCCGCGAUCCAGCAGGGAUUGACGAGUCUAAGCGCGGAUCCCCUCCUCAAGUGGAACUACGGCUUCAUCGCAGUGCUGGCAUUCUUUGGCGGCCACAUUUUUUGGCGCCGGCAUUGGCGGCUCGAUAAGGAGGAGGAUUACCUGAAUCAUUUGGAGCCGUCCAGCUUCUUGGGUAGGAACUCGGGGCAGGGCCGCCGAAAUAGGCGACGCGACGUGGAUUUGGAGCAGUAA